UAAAUCUAAUCAAUUAGAGUUUAGUAUUAUUUCGUGUGCAUUAUCAUCGUGAGUUUUGGUUGAACAAGUCGUGAAUUAUCUACAUUUAUCAAUAUAGAUAAAGUGACCAGCAAUCAUCAUGGUGAAGAAAAUUGUGAUAUUCGGCGCCACGGGCAUGACAGGGCUCUGUGCGGUGGAAGCUGCUGUAAAGAAGGGCUUAGAAGUACGCGCAUUCGUCCGCACGCCAUCCAAACUCCCUGCAAAUCUGCAGGACAAAGUUGAAAUCUUCCAAGGCAAUGUGCUUGAGCCAGACUCCGUCCACGAUGCUGUUGAAGACAUGGACGCAGUAGUCAUAGCCUUGGGGACCAACAACCAACUGGAACCUACCUCCGACCUGUCCGAAGGCACUAAGAACAUCAUUGAAGCGAUGCGGGCGAAGGGUGUGAAGAUCUUGUCGGUCUGUCUGUCAGCGUUCUUGUUCUAUGAGCCUGACAAGGUGCCCCCAAGGUUCGUGGACCUGAAUGAGGACCACAAGAGGAUGUACCAGGCGGUUAAGGACAGCGGUUUGAACUAUGUUGCUGUGUUCCCUCCACAUAUUGCUGAUGAGCCAAGCAGGGAAGUCAUUGUAGAAGUGAACCCGGAGAAAUCUCCGGGCAGAGCCGUCUCCAAGUACGACCUGGGAGCGUUCCUGGUGAACUCGCUGAGCGAACCUAAGUACUACAAGUCUGUUAUUGGCAUCACCAAUGCGGUCAAAGCUUAGGACGUAAUUUUUAUGUGCCAGGCACAUGCUAUAGUUUGUCUGUUUAGAUUAUUAACCAGUCAUUCAAUAUUAUUUUUACCUUUUCGAACCUACCCUAAA
Cydia amplana is the source of this 838-nucleotide messenger RNA. RefSeq names its product flavin reductase (NADPH). Lineage: Eukaryota; Metazoa; Arthropoda; Insecta; Lepidoptera; Tortricidae. The record is from RefSeq and is a predicted model, not a curated record. Gene Ontology annotation, molecular function: riboflavin reductase (NADPH) activity; biliverdin reductase [NAD(P)H] activity. The transcript is spliced from 4 exons. The coding region runs from base 119 to 739 and encodes 206 amino acids.